AUGGGGGUAUCAAGUGAUAAUUCCGGACAAUCGAAAGGGAGCAACUUUCUUCGUUCAAUGGCACCUCUGCCCCUUUUUUUAGGCAGGAGCAAUGGCAAUUCAAACGAAAGGAAACUUUCAUCUAAAGAAAAGAAAUACAAAGCUAAUAUAGAAAGGGCACUUGCAUCAUUUGAUUCUGUUGAAGAGUGGGCGGAUUAUAUAUCAUUUUUAGGGAAAUUGCAAAGAGCAUUACAGACGAAUCCGGACCGUAAAAAUAAUCACUGGAUACCACAUGAAUUUGAUGUUUCUGGACUUUUGGCCCAGUGCAUUUCCCCAAAUCUACCAGGUGGGGUUCAUUUGAAGGCAAUUGAAGUUUACACAGACAUAUUUGACAUUUUGGGCCCAACUGAACUAAGUAAACGUACUCAGAUAUGGAUUCCAGGUAUUCUUCCUCUCAUGGCUUAUGCUAGCAUUAAUGUUAAACCAUCAGUUUUGAAAAUUUACAAGGAGUACCUAGGGAAAAUAGAAGCUGAAAGCCUUCGAAUUUCCUUUAAGCCCAUAUUACUGAGCCUUUUACCCGCAUUGGACGAUGUUACUUCGGAAUUUUUCAGCUCCAUUAUGAAUCUUAUCGAUAUGUUUAGGACCAAUCUUAAUAAUGAUACUCAUUUCUGGCAGUGCAUGUUUCUAUGCAUCAUUACAUCUUCUGAUAAAAGAGGGGGUGCCAUGCAGUAUUGCCAAAGGAAGUUGCCAAAUUUCACGACUCCGAAAGUGGUCGACAAAACAGGUGAAAAGCACACAGAUAAGAAUUCUGUCCUUGAUCAUCUAUCACAGGAGAUUAAGGACUGUGUUACUCCAGAGGCUGGAUUAUUGUUCAGAGCAUUUGCAUCUGGACUUCUGGACACAAAUGUAUUGGUUCAAAGAGGAUUUUUCGAUAUUUUACUUUCUAAAAUGCCGCUAAACUCUCCGGUAUUGCAAAAUAUCGCCAGCGAGAAGGACAGAGAACUCUUAAUAAUGAGCGUUGCCAAUACUGCCUUGAGAAAAGAUAUGUCUUUGAACCGUCGGUUAUGGAAUUGGCUUUUAGGCGGUGAAGAAUCUGCAAUUGGCAUGUCACUAACUUCAGGAAGCUCUGAACAUCAAGGAAACGAUGUGUCAAUAUCGAGAUCGCAGUAUUUUCACAAGUUCGGGUACAAAUACUUUUUGCACUCUAUUAUUUCUCUAAUUGAGGGUACUUCAUCGUCGGAACCGAAGUAUCUUCAAGUUAUUGAAGCUUGCCAGAUUUGUGUAGCCAUCAUGGAUAGAUGGGAAAUUGGACAGCGGACAAUUUAUGAGGUAUUUGUCCCUAUAAUACGAGCAGUUGCAAAAGGUGAGAAGUCUCUUGAUGCCGAUAAAUUCGGCCGACUUCUAAGAGCGGCAAGUGCAUUUUUUGAUGGCAUUGACUCAGAGACAAUCUGGUAUCAUCUAUAUGAGUUGAUCAAGAAGGGAGAGAUUGAUCUAGUUUACUUUACUGUGCAAAACUUUCACAUAAACGAUGAGGAUAUGCUUAUGAAUCACAUUCCAUACGCGGCAUUGGCCAUCUUAUGCUACAUGCCAAACGAAUUCGAGUAUAAAUGGAUUCGUUUAUACGAAGAAUUGCUUUCUCUGUUGAGUUUUAGCGCUAUUUCUAUGGAACAAUCGGGCAAAAGCGAAUAUUUUGAAUAUACCAAUAAAUGCUCUGAACCUGAUUUCAAAAAAGGUAUAAUCAAGAAAAUUGACAACUAUUACGAGCCAUUCAAGGAAAAUAAAGGAGAGUCGGCGAACUUAGAAAAUGACUUGGGAGGCGAGGACAAUCCAUCGCAAUUUUCUCCAUUAGAUUUUACUUGCCUUUACUUGUCAUUCAUAGAAAAUAAAGCUUCAAUAUCUGUAAAAGAGAGGAACUCCGCUGCAUUUUACGCAUUUUGCGAAGCUUUAAAUCAGUUAACACAGAAAAUUUCAAUUGAUGCUCUUGGUUGGAAAGAUCAGACACUACUUCAAUCGAUUGAAAAGAUCGAUGUCGAAAGUUUUGCUAUUGACGAUGCACCUACGGCUUUUGGCUGUGCUUUGGUCUUUGAAUAUGUGACAAAAUCUCUCAGUACUAUUCAUAUAAUCGAGACUUUGAAAGUUGUUGUUACACUUUUAUGGAAGUGCCUAAUUCAUUUCAGCGGAAAGUAUCAAGUUGAAGCGGCAAAGAACUUGUGGAGUCUUCGGGAAAGUGUUAAACCCAAAUAUAUUGAAGCGUGCCUUUCUAAACUAUUCCUGGCCAGCGAUACCGUUUCGAGAAUUAGAACAUUUAACAUUUUAUGGACACAGUCGACACUUUUGAAUGGAAUGGAUUCUAUAUUAGUUCGACCUCUUCACAUAAUAUUGGACGAUUUGAAGAGUGACAGCCAUACGGACAAUGCUUUUAUUGUGAAUUGGUUACGCGCAUCAAUGCUUUCAGGAACGCUCAACCGAAUCUUUAAGAUUUGCUGCAAGGGACUUUUGACAGACUACAAUUUUAUUUUGGAUGGCGAGUUUGCUAACAAUGAGAGUGACGAUUUUGGAAUAUUUAAGUAUGACCUCAACACCUUGUACAAUCUUCUUACCGCUUCCGAAAAGGGUGUUCUUUUAGCAUUCAAGUCAGAACUAUGCGUAAUAGAUACCGAUUUAGAGAUGAAGACCAUCACUGCUAACAACUGGAAUAUCUCUACUUACAAAUCAUUGGUCUUAACUGUAAUUCAAAGAUUCCUUUCCAUUAAGCCACCAACAAAUCUUGACAACGAGAACUUCCAGCUCUACUGUUCUUGUGUGCAACUAUGCUUAAGCUUAAUUAAAUUGUUGGUUGAUGGAUCAGAGAAGAAUUUUGAAGCCAUAUUCAACUUACUUGUACAUACCUCCGAGACCGAAGUGAAAGAAGAUAGAAAUCAUAUUUUGAAUGCAUAUACAUUGGAGACAAUUGUGGAUCUGAUGAAGCUUUCGAGCAAAAAGCAGUUAGAAGUGUCGAUAUUUGAAACUUCUGAGGACUCAAGUAAGGGUAGUCGGUUUUUGGAAUUCAUUGAAAAUGGAAUUUCCAAGUCUGUUUCUCCUGAUCAAAUCCACUCUUGGCUUAAUUUAAUUCUACAGACGUCAGACUACUUUUCUGAGUUGGUUUUCACCGUUAUUUCAGGGCUCACAACUUGCAUUAUUAACAAAAUACAGGAGCAAUUCAAAACAUUCAGCUCAGAGGAGCAAAUCGAAGCUGGAACAGACCGUAAUGCAUUAAUUGACACGGAUGAUGACAUUUGUGAGCUGGUCAACGGGCUCCAGGAGAUUCUUCAAAAGUCUCACAGGUAUCUCGGGUACUUAACAUCAGGCAAUUUUGUUUAUGGAAAUGCGAACAACACGGAAAAUAGCAACAAGGAUCCAGGAUUCUUUGGGUCAAUGAUACAGGGUGUAUUUCAGGUUGAAGAGCCAACAUACAAAGACGAGCUUUACAGAAGAAGGGUCCUCUUAUUGAAGUCAUUAAAGAAGUCGGUUGAGAUUGUUUAUCAUGUGUGGUCCUGGACGGAUGAAGAUAAAAACUCUGAUGAAGAGACACAAACGGCAAUAUCUUCGAUGUCUGUUCGGUCAAACACAUAUCGUGCAUCAAAGUUAAGAUUUAGGUGUAAGAAGUUUCUCGUCAGUAUGUACUCUGAUGAGCCUUUGGAAACAUUAGAGACGUUGAUUGAUUGCAGAAAAGCGAGUGCAGGUGCUACGAACGAUGCCGAGCGUUCCAUGAAGAUCUUCCAUAUUUUAGAUGGAGAAAAGGAUCAUAAAAUUGUGAAAUACAUAAUAAAUUCAUUGAUGUCGAGAGUUAGUAUAACAAGUCUUGUUGUCGAGGAAAGAGCUUCACUACUUACAACCUUGUCGGAGAAAUCUAUUUUACUAUUUUUCAAACUUUAUAUCAUGACAUUAGGCAAUGAGGUGUUAGAAGAGUCUUGGACACCAAUUUUUCAGUUGCUUAAAGAGGCCAGUUCUGGGUAUGGCGGUUACAAGAAACUCUUUCCGGAUAUUUUAGAGUUUGCUGCCAUAAUUUGCAGUAAGAGAAUCAACUUAUCUUUUGGGGACCAGAAGAAAAUCAAGCGGGAAGUGGACGAUACGUUUUUGAAAAUUCUCAAUACGGUUAUCAGCAAUAAAAUGCUGCUUCAGACUUCGCAAAGCAAUUCAUCUGUAAUUAGUCCAAGUGCUUCUCCAAAGUCGGAAUUAGGCUUUUCUGUGAAAUUUGAAUCCGUAAAAGAGCGUUCCAAACAUCUUCCAUCUUCAAAUAACAAUGCGAAAGAGGAUCUAUGCCCAAUUUUGGCAAAAGUGGUUCCUAUGAUUCCUCAAAUUAUGUCAGAUGAGGAUAAACUGACGACAUGUUUGACAACAAUUGUUUCGAAUGUCGUAGAGCCUUUGGUAAAACCAAAAUCUUCUUUGGAAAAAAUACCUCCAACUUUACUGGAUCUUUUACAAGCCUUGAGCACAACAAAAGAAUCGUUUUCUUUGAAAGCAUGGAAGAGUUUAUGCGUCGACAUUAUUACUGGGGAUCAUUUAUUUUCCUGCAACUGCUGGAAUCUGGAUUCAUGGAAUGCAAUUUUUGCAAAAUGGAUACAGGACGAUCCAGACAAGCUAUUGGAACUUAUUCGAAAACUAUCUGCAUAUGCAGGCACAAAUGCACCUAACAUAUUCAACUGGAAUGACACCGAAUCAAAUGCAGGAAUUAUGGACUUGAAAAGAAUAUGCUACUUGCUCAUGGUUUGUCCAAAAGAUGCAUUCAUCAUGAUGGGACCAAGGCUUCAAAGUCAGAUCUCUGGCUUGCUCCGUUCAACAAAUGCCGCCUCUUUGAAGCCGUAUAUUUAUAUGAUGAUUCGAGUUAUCAUCAUAACGUUUUCAGAAGUUCAUCUUUCCACAUUUUGGCCUACGGUGUAUACAGAACUUGAGGCAACGUUUCAAAAAUUAUUAGAAAAGUUACUGGAAUUGAAGUUUGAUGAUGAUGUUCUUGAAGUGGAGCACGAAAAGCUGGAUUUGUCAGAUUUUGACAACAAUCUCAUCCUUCAAGCAUGUAAGUUGCUAGAUUGCUUGCUUAUUUUGGGACCCGAAGAGUUCCAGCUUGAUGAAUGGCUAUUCAUUAAUGAUAAUGCGGAUGCAGUUUAUGGAAGAGAAGAUUUACCAUUAAUUUCUGUCAUUGAUAAGAUUGCAUCUAUAAAGAGCUUGAAAGUCAUUCAUUCUGGAGAUACAGUCAAGAUUACAUCCGAUAUCAUGGACUCAAAACUGAAAAGACCACUACUUCAAGGUGUGAAGAAGAUUGAUAAGAUAUUUGAGUUAAGACCAUUUUUUGAGCGUCUCAGGGUUUUCAAGUAUGAGAACGACUACGCAAUGAAGGGUGUAAAUACCGAGAGUAUAUGGAAGGAUAUGAUGGAAGAUCUAUUCAAUUAA
Molecule: messenger RNA, 5406 nt
Organism: Brettanomyces bruxellensis
Lineage: Eukaryota; Fungi; Ascomycota; Pichiomycetes; Pichiales; Pichiaceae
Exons: 1
Coding region: 1-5406 (1801 amino acids)
Biological process (GO): Golgi to endosome transport
Cellular component (GO): endosome; trans-Golgi network
Source: RefSeq, a predicted model, not a curated record